This is a messenger RNA of Chlorella variabilis, 1404 nucleotides long. RefSeq lists its product as hypothetical. The record is from RefSeq and is a predicted model, not a curated record. Bases 1 to 1404 code for a protein of 467 amino acids. The transcript is spliced from 5 exons. Lineage: Eukaryota; Viridiplantae; Chlorophyta; Trebouxiophyceae; Chlorellales; Chlorellaceae.
AUGGUGCGCUUCCACUGGCCCGUGGAGGGCGGCCACUCGGCCUGGGUGCCCUCGGGCGGCAUGAAGGUGGAUGAGGCGGCGGGGGUGCGCCACAUCACUCUGGACAUGGAGCUGGCGGGCCAGAACGAGACGGUGAUGAGCCUGCUGACGGUGCCCGGGGACUACCUGGAUGCGACCAAGGUCAGCCCGCUGGGCAUCGUGCUGGGCCACGGUUCGGACGCCGAGGGCAGCUGGCGGGGGCCGCUGCUGGAGCGGCUGGCCGGCGCGCUGGCGGCGCAGGGCCACGUCGUCAUGCGCUACUACUGCCCGCUCAAGGAGCAGCGGCGGCACCGCAUCUUCGAGAAGGCCUUUGACGUGGCCGCCACCUCGCCCUACGCCCGCCCCGUCGCCAAGUGGGCGUUUGUGGGGUUCGACAAUGGGGCCCGCAUCGCGGCGGGAGUGGGCAGCAAGGUGGGGGCGCGCGGCACGGGGCUGCUGGCCGGCUUUGCCCUGCUGUCCUACCCGCUGCUCGACCCGGCCCCGCCGCCGCCCAAGCAGAAGCUGGGGGCCGUCCCGCCGGCAGAUUCGGUGGGCCCGCUGACCAAGCUCAACGAGCUGCGCCUGCCCGCGCUGUUUGUGUGCGGCGAGUUUGACCGGCUGUGCCCCGGGGCGCGCCUCAAGGAGACGCUGGCAGAGGUGCUUCCAGACGUGGAUGUGCGGGUGGUGGUGCUGGAGGGCCUGAGCGGCCGCUUCUGCGUGCCCGGCACCAAGGAUCUCGCGGAGGAGGUGGCCCAGCAGGUGGUGGGCCAUGUGCGGACCUUUGUGGCGGCGCUCAGCCAGGCAGGCGGCAUGGCGGCCUGCCCGCUGCCCAAGGCCGCCGAGCUGGAGCCAUCUGUGCGGCCGCUGCCGGAUGUGCCAGAGUCGCCCAAGCGGGAGGCCUCCCCCGAGGUGGAGGAGGAGCCCGAGCCGCCGCCGCCGGCCAGGAGGGCUUCUGCGGCGGCGGGGCACGGCGGGCGCGCCGCGGCCGCGCGCGGGCCCGCGGCCGCGCCGCCGCACCCGGGCAUGCGGCAGCAGAUACCACCGGGCAUGGUGGCGGUGGUGGGGCCGCACGGGCAGCCCAUGCUGGUGCCGGCGGCCAUGGCUGGCAACCCCGCCGCGCAGCAGCAGCUGCUCUUCCUGCAGCAGCAGAUGAUGGCUGCGCACAUGCAGCAGCAGCAGCAGAAGCAGCAGCAGCAGCAGCAGCACGCGAGCGGCAUGCCCACGCCGCAGCAGCAGAUGCAGAUGCAGAUGGCGAUCCUGCAGGCGCAGAUGGCGGCGGCCGCCGCGCGGCCGGCGGCGGCGGCGGCCCAGCAGCCGCAGCAGGCGGCGCCUGUGCAGCAGCAGCAGCAGCAGCAGGCGGCCCCUAUGGCAGUGGACCCUCAGUGA